This is a messenger RNA of Brienomyrus brachyistius, 4213 nucleotides long. It is a transcript of the gene ramp2, whose product is annotated as receptor (G protein-coupled) activity modifying protein 2. Gene Ontology annotation, biological process: intracellular protein transport; protein localization to plasma membrane; calcium ion transport. The transcript is spliced from 4 exons. Gene Ontology annotation, molecular function: coreceptor activity. NCBI's taxonomy places the organism in Eukaryota, Metazoa, Chordata, Actinopteri, Osteoglossiformes, Mormyridae. Gene Ontology annotation, cellular component: membrane; signaling receptor complex; cell surface. The record is from RefSeq and is a predicted model, not a curated record. The coding region runs from base 1738 to 2208 and encodes 156 amino acids.
AAAAGAAAGUUUUGAGAAAAUGAGCUCCAAAGUCGAAAUAAAAAAAAAAAAUCAGUGUGCUUAUACCCUACAAUUGAUACAAUAUCAUAGGUAGCACAGAGGUAUGACUUAGAUAAUAACAACUUAUACAAUUGAAAAUAUUCAAUAAAAAGGGGGUAGGGGUCAAAAAUGUGGGAUAGCUCACUUUACGUCUCAAGGGCACAAUUAAUGGACUCGGUUCAACGUUUGCUUCUUGCUGAAAAAGACAUUUGUGCACUGGAAAGCAAAUGGUCUGCAUUUCAUGCCUCCCAUUCACCCAUCCACACACUCAUCCACACACCGGUGGCGGAGGCUGCCAUGUAAGGUGCCAACCUGCUCACCGGGCGCAAUUCGGGGUUCAGUGUCUUGCUCAAGGAGGCUUUGAUGGGGUCAGGAGGAACCAGGGCUCGAACCUGCAACCCUCCGGUUGCUGAACAAUAGCACUACCUCCUGCGCAACCAUCUUCCCCCAACACGGCUGUCUAUUUUAUACUUGUUAACACAUGGUCACAUAUGCUGAGAUUUGAUUUAAAGAAACCCUUCCAAUGUUUGUAAACACUUUCCCGCAUUAAAGCAAUAAUUGCAUGUCCGGGCUGUAAAAUUGUCUUUAUCUAUGGUUGCCUCUCCUCUUUAUCUCAGCCCAUGUCCCUAUGGGUCCCUGUAACCCUUAUCUCUGCACAGCUUCAUUGCCUAACCGUUAUGGUACCUCAGCCAGAGUGACACGUUGCCCCUCACCAGUGAUUGCCCUUGGCCAAAACAUCUGUCUAGCAGGAACAGCUUUGGGGGGGGGGGGGGGGGGGGCUAAGUCUGCGUAGAGGUGUGCGGCUUAAUCUCUGAGGAACACACGCCCUCCAUGUACGUCCCCAGGGCUGGAGGUUCAGUGCAAGGGUCAAAAACCAGAGCUGGGGUAAAUCUCUGGGGGAAGAAAGGGCUAUGAAGCCAAAAAGGUACCCGUGCUAAACACCAAACACAGGGAGCGUACAUUAAAAAAACAAAGCAAAACAAAUAUUAUAUCAGUCACUUUUUUGGAUGUCAGGAGUUUCUGUUACUGUGCAUGUGGUUACAGUUUAUUUUCAUGGUUUGGUUGCCAGUCUUUUGAUUUUAUGUGGGUGGGUCUCCUUUAGUUGUGGGUUUUGCAUCAUUUCUUGCUCGGGGCAGGAGAGAAUGGCCUUCAAACAGCUGGUAAGGUCUGAUUACAUCUAUCCUGAUGAACAAAAGGGGACUGGCGGCGGAACAGCCCAGAAAUUAAUACACAUCAUCUGCAGGAACACCCAGACUUACUCAAGAUUACUUUCCAUCAAGAAAUCUGCUGGCCUUCAUGUUUACUUAUGUUUCUUAUUUGGCCACAGCUGCUCUCGAGAUAAAUCACGUUCGAGGCUGGGAGGUUUAUUGUCUGUGGGAAAAGAGAAAGGGGAAGAAGUGUCUUCGCAUGUGCGUCUAACCCCAACCCAAAUGUGCUUUUUCGGAGAGGGGGGCGCCUUCCUGGCCCUGAAACCAAACAACGACGAAAUGAUCACACAUACGUGGAAAAUAAAGUUGUCCAGUCAGUUCUCAAAGUCUAGGACAAACAGGCAGGAGAGUGAGACAUCUGGAUAGCCUCUCUGUCUCGUGUUCACCCCACCGAGCUUCCUGUUAUGCCUCGCUUCGGUAACAGUAAAAGUUCAGACUCUGCCUCAGCCGCCAUAGCUGGAAAAAGCGCAGCACCGUUGCGUUCUCUGACAUGAGGAUAAUGCUCUGCUUUCUGGGAAUGUUUCUGUCUGUAGCCUUGGCUUCCAGCAAUGAGACGAUGAAAGAUCCUAUCUGUCCGUCAUGCAACCACGAGUCAUGUGACUUCGGUGAAUGCUACAAGGAUUUUGUUGUAAUGAAAUGCCUUCCGAGCUUUGUAAGCAUUUUGACGCAUUAUAAUAACAUAGAAAGGUGCACAUGGGACACCAUAAAACGAUCUUACACUGAAUUCACCAUGUGUACCGAGCUGUACGCCGACUCCCUCAGGGUCCCGUGGCCCAACCAGCUGGUGGAGGACAUCUUCGUGGAGAUUCACGCCACCUUCUUCCAGGAUUGUCUGGUCACUGAAUUAUACGACCCUCCUCCCAGUAUCAUCUUCGUCCUCGUGAUGACUCCAAUCUGCCUCAUACCCAUCAUGGUCACCUUGGUGGUGCUGAAGACCAAAAACGGCGACAGCACCUCCUGAUCGCCGCAAGAACUCGAGCCCCAUCCUUCCCGCUACUUCCUUCACUCAGGCGACCAUAUGGCCCACAGGGAACCAAAUUACCGGCCCAUGAGGUCUUCUGCUACUUCACACAUCUUAUGUGACCGCGGCUCCGUCAUUCUACUUUUAUACUCUGAAUGAGCCUUCAGACCUUCUACGUUCUGCCUUGAAGUACCCUACGAAAAACAUGUCAGGUCAGCUCUUUGGCGGAGAGUCAAUUCAUUACCGUCCACUCUACGGUUAAUGGAUUUGAUGCAAGCAAGAUAGCUGCUUUUUUCACUUUAAGGUGCAAUUCCAACAAUAGAACAAAGCCAGGUCUAUCAAUUGUCCAAAACAGCAAAAAAAAAAAAAUCCAUUAACCAUUUUUUUGUUGUGGAUACAUCGUUAUGGCUAUCACUCUCAAGCUCAGCCUGGUCUUCCCCUGGCCACAGAAGUGAGUGAUGAGGUAUCGACAAAUAGGGGACAGGACAGGAUUCUUCAGGUGUCAUUCUUGAAUGAUCUCCAUCAGCCGACAUCUGACUGGCCAGUCGUCUCAGUCAUUUAACGACGUGUGCUAAAAGCAUUAAUGGAUUGUACACCAAACUAGAUCUGAUGAACGAGGAGCCAGUUUUGGCUUUUAGAUUUGAAUUGCUAAAUGUUUUUUUGUUUUUUCGGAUACUGGUGGUAACCCCAAGGACAGCCAAAAUAUACUUGGAGUGUUGCAUCAGACAAAUGACAAGAGCUGGAUGGCUUGCGUGUAUUUAAGCAACUCAAAGAUCAUUUCAUGGUUUUGACCCUUUAAGGCAGUGGUUCUCAAACUCGGUCCUCGGGACCCACUGCCCUGCUUGUUUUCCAGCCAUCCCUGCCCUACACACUGCUGAUUAUCUGGAUCAGGUGUGUUCUGUCAAUCAGAAGCUGAAGGACAGCUGGGACUCGUGUGUGGGGCAGGGAUAGCAGGAAAACAAGCAGGGCAGUGCGGCCCAAGGACCAGGUUUGAGAACCACUGAUCUAAGGGAUAGUGAAUAUUUCCUUUGCUACCCGCACUUGAAAUUCUUAUGGCCUGUAAGCAGUGCUUAAUUUGUGCAGGAGUUCAGAGCAGUCUGCACUACACCAGCUCAAACGUAAAAUUAAUAAUAGUUAAACUUUGGAACAAAUUGGCCUACACACUUAGCUAAAGAAAUGUAUAUUUAUAAAAUCAACUGUGCUGUAUUUUUUUGACAUACAUCCACCUAAAUUAAUGUGUUUCACUUAUUCGACUUUUGAUUUGAAAGAGAAAAGUCACACCACCUGCAUACAGUAAAAUCCACUUUUUGGCCCCUAAUAUAGGCCAAGGUGAGAUUAUCGUCUAGACCAUUAAACUCACCUAACAGGCUAAGUCAUCUUACAGUGUGAUGGAACUAUCAGAUGUAGAUAGCAAACAUUGCCAGAUGUUUAAGUAGUUAAUAGCGCAUUAUCGUUAAGACUGAUUUAUCUAGGUGACGUCAUUCAAAGUUAGCGCUGCUGCAGCUUCUCAUGUAACGGUGAUCGCAGUUGGUCUCUGGGCUCUUAAUGAGCUCCGACACCUCGGAGUUGACAAACUAAGCACUGCCUGUAACCUUAGCUUCCGCUAUGAAUUUUUAAUUAUUAUUACCACCCCCCCCCCCCUAGUAUAACUUUGUAAAACAGAAAUGCUGGCAGCUUUUCUACUUAAAUUGUUUAAUAAGCUUGACACCUGAGAAGCUGUCGGGUUUUUCAGUAAAAUCGCACAUAUGAGGACCAAUGUAUAUUUUCAAGAGAGCUAUAGAAGACAAUAGCAGGAAGAUUAGGGUUUCCUGCCUUUGUCUCCGGACCAGCAUCCUGCCCCAGGGCUGCAGUACGCCAGUGAAUACAUUCCAGAAUAUUCGUCCAGGCAUAAUGUUGUACCUUAAUGAGCAGAAGGCUUUUAAGACAAUUGGUAUUUCUGCCAUGUUUUUCAGUUUUUUUAUUUGUUAGCAAAUACUGUUGAAAUAAAAAAACGUAUAUUAAACAA